AUGUCUAUCAAGGCGCUAUCAAUUUUCGCUGCUCUUACCACGAGUGUUGCCGGACACGGCUUCGUGCAGUACAUUGUCGCCAAUGGCAAGAACUACACAGGCUGGGACCCAGGUUUCCGAUACCAAAACCCCCCGCCAAGCAUCCCUGGGUGGACCGCGGACAACCCCGACAUAGGGUUCGUCGGCCCCGACUCAUUCGCCCAGCCUGAUAUCAUUUGCCAUAAGUCUGCCACCCCAGGUCAGGCCUACGUUGAAGUGACUGCAGGAAGCACGAUGACUUUGCAGUGGUUCACGUGGCCUGAUAGCCAUAAAGGCCCCAUCAUUGACUACCUUGCCGAUUGCGGUUCAUCUGGUUGUACCAGCGUCAAGAAGGAAGGCCUCAAGUUCGUCAAGAUUGCGCAGUCUUCUUGGAAGUCUGGACAGGAUUGGGCCACAGACGACCUAAUCCACAAUCAAUUCAAGUGGCAGGUCAAGAUUCCUGCCAACCUAAAGCCGGGGCAAUAUGUGCUAAGGCACGAGAUCAUCGCUCUACACGGUGCUUUCGAUGUCGGUGGUGCUCAGGCCUACCCGCAAUGCAUCAAUCUACAUGUCUCGGGUAGCGGGAGCAAGUCUAUCAGCGGUGGUGUACCUGCUACCAACUUUUACAAGGCGGACGAUCCGGGUAUCCACUUCGAUAUCUAUGGAGAUAUCAAAAGCUACCCUAACCCUGGCCCUGAUAACCUUUGGAAAUCUUAA
Hypoxylon trugodes is the source of this 735-nucleotide messenger RNA. Its product is annotated as glycoside hydrolase. Lineage: Eukaryota; Fungi; Ascomycota; Sordariomycetes; Xylariales; Hypoxylaceae. Bases 1 to 735 code for a protein of 244 amino acids. The record is from RefSeq and is a predicted model, not a curated record. The transcript has a single exon.